GGAAGUGUCGGCUUGACGGAAGAGGAAGCUGUGCGAAAGUACGGAGCAGAGAAAGUGAGGAUUUAUUCGGCAUCUUUCACGUCAAUGUAUUACGCCGUGCUUGACCACAAGCCGAAGAAUCAUUUCAAGAUGAUUGUCCUGGGACCGGAGGAAAAGGUGAUCGGAUUGCAUUUGUUUGGAAUCAAUUCGGACGAGAUUUUGCAAGGCUUUGCUGUUGCUGUGAGAGCGGGUCUCACGAAGGCCGAAUUUGACCGAACAGUCGCAAUUCAUCCUACUACUUCAGAAGAAUUGGUUUUGAUGCGAAAUCCCACGCCUCCUACGGUUAAAGUGGACUGAAUGCUGAAAUCAGUUCGGGAAAUUUCAAAGUUUAUGGUACAUUUAUUCUUGGGAUUUUGAUUUUUUGGAACAAAUAUAUUCAGCGAUGAAUGCUCGUGCUUUAGCCGAAAUUAUAGUUCAGUUCUGGAAUUAUUGUUUGGGCCGUGUAGCCUGAUGGAACUUGAAUGUUUUUGUCCCGCACAAUUCGUCCGUGUUGGCAUGAGUUGACUGUGAACGUGAACUGGUAUAUUUUUCAUGGAUGUAAACGUUUCCAGUGUGGGAGAAAUCCCUUGAUUUUUCUCAUUCA
This is a messenger RNA of Notodromas monacha, 622 nucleotides long. The record is from the annotation of a GenBank genome assembly. Lineage: Eukaryota; Metazoa; Arthropoda; Ostracoda; Podocopida; Cyprididae.